AUGGUCACUAAAACGGUCAUCGCCCUUGGGCUUUUGGCCACCUUUUGUGCUGUAGUCAUGGCCGACCCUGAACCCGGUGGUAGAUAUGGUGGCGGUGGUGGUGGUGGUGGUGGUGGACAUGGUGGCGGCGGAGGAUAUGGUGGUGGAGGAGGCCGUGGAUUUGGAGGUGGAGGCGGCGGAUAUGGUGGGGGUGGUGGAGGUGGACAUGGAGGCGGCGGUGGUGGAGGCCGUGGAUAUGGAGGUGGCGGAGGUGGACAUGGAGGCGGCGGAGGUGGACAUGGAGGCGGCGGACGUCGUUAUGGAGGUGGCGGAGGUGGAGGCCGUGGAGGUGGUGGCGGUGGUGGUUAUGGCGGCUACGGAAAGUAA
Procambarus clarkii (red swamp crayfish) is the source of this 366-nucleotide messenger RNA. RefSeq lists its product as uncharacterized. The record is from RefSeq and is a predicted model, not a curated record. NCBI's taxonomy places the organism in Eukaryota, Metazoa, Arthropoda, Malacostraca, Decapoda, Cambaridae.